AUGACACACACAACCGUCUUCCACAACGGCAGAGUUUUCAGUCCAAGCCAAGCACCAACCGAGACUGAAUUUCUGAGAAGUUUUGUGGUCUCGGGAGGGACGAUUACGCAUGUCGGAUAUGAGAGUGAUGAUGCCAUCAAGACAGCAAAGGAAGAAGGCGCGGAGGUAAUUGACCUGUAUAAUCGGGUAGUGGUGCCUGGAUUCAUCGAUGGCCACACACAUUUUCUUCUCUUCGGACUAGCUCUCCAGAAACUCGAUUUAAGUGAUUGCAAAACCUUUGAGGCCAUUGAAAGUGCCCUCGUCAACUACGCCAAAGCGAAUCCGGAGCUGCCACGAGUUCUGUGCCGAGGCUGGCAUCAGCCUUCAACCAACGGGAAAGCUCUGGCGAGCAUGAUUGAUCACAUUGAUCCUCGUCCUAUCUUCAUUGAAGCUCUAGAUCUUCAUUCCACUUGGUGCAAUACGGCCGCAUUGAAUGAACUGGGGGUUGGUUCGAUACCCAAUCCAGCUGGUGGCACGAUUUAUCGGGAUGGGAAUGGAAGGCCCUCGGGACUCUUAGAUGAAGCCGCGCAGACAGGAAUUGUCUGGCCGCAUCUGAUGAGUGUGUGUACUGUGGAAGACCGACUGGUGGCUUUGGAUAACGCUUUAACUACUUACCUUGAAUCGGGCUAUACGGGACUAAUCGAUAUGGCCAUGGAUACCGAUUCAUGGGAGGCCUUGACGUUGCUGCGGACAAAACAGAGUGUUCCGAUCCAUGUGGCAGCGCACUGGUAUAUCCCAUUUACCGAGGAUGAAUCAGAGCUAUCCAAGCACAUAGAAGAAGCCAUUGCGAAGCAUCAGGAGUUCCAUCCCUCGGUCUCACCAGACUUCUGCGUGAUUGGGAUUAAAAUGAUUUCCGAUGGCGUGGUGGAUGGCUGUACGGCAGCCCUGAGCCAUCCAUACAGUCAAGAUGACGGCGAUGUUGCGGUCAAUCCGAUCUGGCCGGCGGAAGCUAUGAACAAAGUUGUGAAAAGGGCUGCCGAUGCGGGUCUACAAGUUGCGAUCCACGCAGUUGGUGAUGUUGCCAUCACACAAGCCAUCGAAAGCAUUGCCGCCACCAACAGCCCGCAUGGUCGGCAUAGGAUUGAGCACCUCGAGCUAACCUCGGUGGAGGAUGCAAAGCGACUGGGCCAGCUAGGAAUCACUGCAUCCAUCCAGCCCGUUCACUCCGAUCCAGCUCUCACUAAAGCGUAUCCACGGAUUUUGAAGCCUCAUCUAUGGGAACGAGCAUUUCCAUAUCGAGAGUACGCCGAUGGGAACGCCUGCGUUGCCAUUGGGACCGAUUCACCGACAGCAAGGCAUCUGCCCUUGCCCAACUUAUACAAUGCGACAGUCCGGAGAUCAGCCCUUGAGCCAGAUUCCGAACAGAUCGUGAAUCCUCAUAAUGGGCUUACUCUGAUCCAGGCAUUUACUGCAGCGACCUCGGGAGCAGCAUAUUCACGUUUUGCUGAGGGAUGGGUAGGAAGCAUCGCUCCUAACCAUCGGGCAGAUUUUAUUGUGCUAGAUACUAAAUGGACCCCGGAGACAUUGCUGGAAGCGACAAUUCAUCAGAGCUGGGCCAACGGAAGGAAGGUCUUUGAGUGUUCGCCCACGUCAUAG
Molecule: messenger RNA, 1635 nt
Organism: Penicillium robsamsonii
Lineage: Eukaryota; Fungi; Ascomycota; Eurotiomycetes; Eurotiales; Aspergillaceae
Product: amidohydrolase
Exons: 1
Coding region: 1-1635 (544 amino acids)
Molecular function (GO): hydrolase activity, acting on carbon-nitrogen (but not peptide) bonds
Source: RefSeq, a predicted model, not a curated record